AUGGAUUAUGUUCUGGGAUUGACCAUGGAGGAAAUAGAAAUGGCAAUGGGCCUGGCAGCGGCUGGACCGCCACCACCAAACCCACCAAACUCAAACUACAACAAUAUUCCUACAUCCAGGCCUAUCAUCGGGUAUGGUGUGGCCAAUGAUGAAGGUGAAGAUGAAUAUGAUGACGAAGACGAGGACGACGAGGAAGAAGAAAAGCCAGUAGCCACGACGUCUAAGAGAAAAAAAUCGACCAAGAAAAAAGAACCAGCGGCCGAUCCUGCUGAGAACUAUACGGAUAUAGUCCCAGGCCAAGGUUCAUGGUCAUUCGAAAAUCUUCCGGAUAUCCUAUACGUUUUCAGGGGCCCAAAUCAACCAAGGGGCAAUGUCGAAGUUCCAACGAAACCCUCAGCUUGGGGCGAUAGUCCAUCGCUAAGAUGCUUUCCCAUCCUACCGGAUAGGGUAUCGGGCAGUGUCGAAGAAUUUAGGGUAGAGGCAUGGAUGCGCAUGGAUAGACGAAUCCAGCUCCAUGACAUCACCGACAGGAUGCACCCGGCGUUUAGGAUCGUCCCAAACACGCUGCAACAGCGCGGAGUCCGAUUCCGACAGGCCUUCAACAUCGCAUCUUGGGGGGUAUCAUCUAAACAAACCGACAAGGCCGUCGAGGCUAUUAAAAGCAAGCUGAUCCAAAACAACAUCAGCUUACAAGCAAAUACCACGCGCGGCUUGACACCGGGUUUGAUUAAUCCAAGCCUUGGGGAAGCGGGUGGCAGAAUCUCUGUCCCCCGGCAAUACGCACGACGAAAGGAUACCACGAUUCGUGUAGGAAUGGCUGCAGGAAAUUCAAUGCUAGGAAGCAUUGGCCCAGCGCCGGCGCUGGUUCCAAGAAUGUAUGCACCUACAUCAGCAAUCAAUCCUGGUGCGAACUCAACGCAAAUGAUUUCGAAAAGCCCACCCGCGGCAGUAGCGUCCUUCACAGGAGCUCCCUCUUCGGUGACAGCAUCCACGUCGCUCAGAGGAUUGAGGAGGCCAGCACCUACGCCAACCCGAGUUAUGCCUGCUCAAAUUCUUGCUAGAGCUGCAACAAACGCAAUUGCGAAUCCUUAUGGUCACUGUUUCACGGCGCCGGUGCUUACAGCAUCUGGUGAGGUCAGAAGUGUCAGGGCUCCCACCCUCGACGCUGCGAACGCAACUUUGGAAAGUGCAAUCGCAAACAUACUCCAAGAACAAACGAGGAACCCAUUGUUCGAAGAAUUGCUCAAUGACCGUCAAUCGCAACUGAUGCGGGAUUAUGAAAGGCGUAUGGCAUCUCGCCCACCGCAAACAGUCCAAGCAAAUCCUGAUACCUGGCCAUGCCACCAGCCUAUGGUAAGCUGGGCGGCGGAAGCGGCACCAAAUCCUACCCCAGCUCCACGGCCCACGGGUACUAUCUCAAACCCCGAGCACAAUCUUCUUCGGAGGGUUCAGGAUACGCCGAUCCAAGGCUCCGCACGACCCAAAAUCAAAAAGGCGUCCACCCGCCGUCAACGUUUGUCACCAGCUCGAAACCAUGGACACAGACAGAAUGGUCGUAAUCCUACUGCAAGCAUCAAUACCAGCAGGGAGUUGGAUAGGCUCGAACCCUCGACGAUACGAGCUAUCAUCAGCCUUCUUGAGGUGAACACUGAGGAGCAGUUCCGCCAGUUCUGUCAUCAGUUCACCGCCUCAAGCAACGCCAUUGUGAAGAAAAGCGAAUCACCAGAUCCGCAACCUCAAGCCUUAGCCGCCAGUUUCAAUGAACCACAAGUCGGCACAACUAGGCCAGUUGUCAUCGAAUUUGACAACACCGAACAGGCUGAAGAGGACCUUGUAGAAGACAACCUCACCUUUGACGAGCUCAUUGCGAUAUACGAACACGAACAAGAGAAUGGUCCAGCACGACCAAUACCAUCCGCAUCGGACGAAUAUCAAGAGGUUGCCAACACCCAAGAAUAUCUGAUGGAAGAGGCACAGCGUGUAGCCGACAUUCCUUCAUACGAAUACUUGGGCAUUACUCAAGAGCAGUAUGAGAAAAUCAUAGCUGGGGACGACGACCUAGCUGAGAGAUUGACAGGGUAUCACUAA
Molecule: messenger RNA, 2088 nt
Organism: Arthroderma uncinatum
Lineage: Eukaryota; Fungi; Ascomycota; Eurotiomycetes; Onygenales; Arthrodermataceae
Exons: 2
Coding region: 1-2088 (695 amino acids)
Source: RefSeq, a predicted model, not a curated record